AUGCUGUCAUCGGCAUAUUUGCGCCUUAAAUUGCUAAAGAGUAGAAUAUGUGUUCUUGCUGUGCUUCUCUUGCUAUUAGCAUUCAUCUUGACUAAUGGAUCGUUUGAAAGCAGCCAUUGUUCCUGUGACAAAAGUGAAGAACCCGGUGCAUUAUCGUCAAACAAAGUGCAGACAAAGUGCAAAGAGCAAAAUGCUGAAAGUGCAUGGGAACAUACGAAAUCACAGACAAGAGUACAGAAUGUUGUUCGAAAACGGAGACAAAUUAUUCAGCUACAUAAAUCAGCUGUUCGGGUAUACCAGCCGGAAAAAAGUAAUACAGCCGCGCAAUCAGCAAGUGUUGUAAAUGUUUUCUCAUCGCAAAAUAGUAAUACAGCCACAAUGCCAAGGAUAUAUGCAGAUGUUGAUAAACCUAGAGUUUUAUAUCCAAAUUCACCGAUCCAAAACAACAAACUUUCCGUAGGACAGUGGUCUGCAAUAAUAAUGCAAGAUGGAUUACAAAGCACGGGACGAACUGGAGCAAACCCUGAUUGUUCGAUCUGGGGUUCACUCUUUCCACAGUAUAGUGAUAGUGAAAUCUCAUAUUUUCAUCCGACCAAUAAGCCUACGGAAAACUGUUACUGUCCCUAUCCACUGAGAACAAAGAAUACACUCUGUUAUCAUAUGGUAACAUGCUUUCCAAGAACAACUACCAUUUCAAUUUCCUCUACAUCGAUUACCACUACUACAACGAUGUCUACUACAAGUUCAACAACUGACAGUACAACUACUGACAGCACAACGACUGACAGUACAACGACUGACAGUACAACGACUGACAGUACAACGACUGACAGUACAACUACCGAUAGUACAACAACUGACAGUACAACGACUGACAGUACGACGACUGACACUACAACUACAACAACUCCUACAACGACAACAACGAGAACUUCUUCAAAAACGACUCGUAAAACUGAUCGUACAACGUCUGCUACUACUAAAAGAACUAGAACAACAGAGUCUAAAACUACUCGUAGAACGAUGCCCACUACCACCACUCGUAGAAAUAAUCGGUCUUCACCGGGAACUCGAAUGACUAAAACGCCUUCUUCAAAUAAUCGAAAGUAA
Messenger RNA from Anopheles maculipalpis, 1110 nucleotides. RefSeq lists its product as uncharacterized. Lineage: Eukaryota; Metazoa; Arthropoda; Insecta; Diptera; Culicidae. The record is from RefSeq and is a predicted model, not a curated record. The transcript has a single exon. The coding region runs from base 1 to 1110 and encodes 369 amino acids.